Messenger RNA from Arxiozyma heterogenica, 1188 nucleotides. It is a transcript of the gene DAM1, whose product is annotated as Dam1p. The coding region runs from base 1 to 1188 and encodes 395 amino acids. NCBI's taxonomy places the organism in Eukaryota, Fungi, Ascomycota, Saccharomycetes, Saccharomycetales, Saccharomycetaceae. The transcript has a single exon. Gene Ontology annotation, biological process: mitotic sister chromatid biorientation. Gene Ontology annotation, cellular component: mitotic spindle; mitotic spindle pole body; DASH complex. The record is from RefSeq and is a predicted model, not a curated record.
AUGAAUAAUAGUAAUAAUAGUACUAAUACCAAUACUACUACUAAUACUAAUAGAGAUAAGGAUGCAAGAAGUAGUACUGGAACCGAAUAUAAACUAUCUAUAAAUAGUAAUUCUGGUUCUCGAAGGUCCUCUUUAGCAGGAACAGGAAAUGAUAUAUAUUUAAAUAAUGGAGAAACCAACAAUAACAACUAUAAAAAUAAUACAUUUAGCAACGGUCGUCUAAGCAUAGGAGGGAGUGAUCAAGACAGUAAUACAUUUAAUAUUCUCCAUAGGUAUUUAGGUCCACAGAUAAGUGAUUUACACGAUUCUGUAAUCACACUGGAGAGUAAUUUGGAUCGAUUGAAUAAUAUACACAACAAUUUAGUUGAUUUGAACGAAUCAUUUGGAUCUCUAGUAUAUGGACUGAUUUGUUCAUCUUCAUGUUUACAGUUUCCUGGAUUAUCUAAUAAUAUAAAGGAACAAAUGAGGGUAUUUGAAAGAUUAAAUCAGUUGGAAACAGAAAAAGACAAUCUUUUGAAACAGAUAAAGGAAACUAAAUCAUCAAUGAUAGAAAAUAGUAAUUUAACGAAUAAUCAUAAUAAUGGUAAGAAUAGUAAUAAUAAUAAUUUUAAGUUAAAUCAAAAUUUUAGUAAACCUUUGUUUACAGUAGGUGAGAGUAGGAAAAUGAAAGCAACAAUGAACAAAAACAUAUCAAGUUUACCCAAGAAUAGAAAUAGAAACCAUAGUAGCAAUAAUGGGAGUGCUAAUGAUGAUUAUAAUAUACAUAAAGAGGACGAUUAUGAUGACGGAGAUGAUACCAGUAGUGAAGCAUCGUUUGUAGUAAAUCCAUCAAACUCCCAACAAGAAUACUUAAGGAAUGGAAAUAUGGAUGAUGUGGAUCGCAGAUAUAGAAGAAAAUCUAUAUUAAAUGUAAUUAGAAACAGCGUAGGAUAUAGUAAUGCACCAGAAUCCAAUCUUUUGAAUGGGAAAACAAGCAUCAGCAAUGAACGUGGUGCUAACACUAUAUCUAACAGAUAUUCUUUAGGUGGCCGUGCAAGAAGAGUUACACAUGGGUCUACAUUACUAUCUGCUUCAAAUCCCAUUACAAAUCAACAAAGAACUAAGACCACAGUGGCCAAUACUGUAACAAGAAGGAAAACAGUAACAAGACGUCCAAAAUCCAUAAAUGAAAGACCACCUUUCAGAUAA